Linum trigynum is the source of this 1841-nucleotide messenger RNA. The record is from the annotation of a GenBank genome assembly. Lineage: Eukaryota; Viridiplantae; Streptophyta; Magnoliopsida; Malpighiales; Linaceae.
ACAAAAUUGACGGCCCUGUCUUUGCUUUCAAUCCCCACCAACCAGGGAGACCGGCAGCCGGCUCACUUUUCUCAGGCGAUCUCUCCCUCAGGUACGCCUCCGCCUUGCCCUUUCUCUCCCCGACCUGUGUUUUUCUUUUUCCUGCAGAGCCCUAAAUAAUCCGAAAUUUUUACCAUUAGUUGAAAUCAGAAGUCUUUUACUUUGGCACCUAAAUUGUUAUCGGCCUAUAAAGUCUCAAGACAAUCGCUUUGCUCUCUGGUGGUAAUGGGCUGAAUAAGGCCUUAUUACUAAGGCCCCGGCGUCUCUUCUGGUUGGAACCCUCGUUCUGGAGCCUUUCCUUAUGGUUCAUUUUGUUUGUUCGGUUGGUUGUGCGUAUUUGGGAGAUUGGACUAGGGAUUGAUUGACUGCUCGCGAAUUGCACCAAAGAGUGUGUGCUUUUUAGUGUUUUACCUUAAUCUGGGGUGUUGGUUCUAUCGUUUCCAUGGCCAAAAGGACGUUUAGGUAACUGGGGUGAAGUUGUUUUGUUGUUGUCUGAUUGACAAUGGAGUUCGAGGUGGUGAAGGCGCAAGGGUUUGAGGAAUUGAUUCAGUUGGUAUGGUCGUGGAUUCUUUCUAUGGCAGCAGUUUCUGUAGAUGAUUGGUAUCGUUGUUUCUUUAUGCCAUCUUGAAGUUCAAAUUUCUACUUAGUAUGCUGUAGAAUGCAAAUUGACACUGCCGCUGGAGAAACUAUAUAAUGUUAACCAGUUGAAUUUGGAAGAGUUUUGGUGUUCAAAUCAGUUAGAUACAUUAGCAUGAUUGCCCAUUUUAGGUAUCUACCGUAGCUGACUGAUCUGUGAUAUGAAACAUCUGCUCACUCAGAACUAGGAAUGCAUCACUCUCAGUGCUUCCAAUGACAAAACCAAUCAUCUGACUGUAUUUUCUCUCUGUCUCUCUCUUCCCCCAUUCCCUCGUUCCCCUUCCCUCGAAGCGACAAGCAGUGCGAAGUCAAUUGUUUGUGUUGACAUUUCUUGAACAUGAUAUGUAUGAUCCAAUUUUGUUUGUGAUCAUUGCAGUGGUGUAAAGCAGAUUCCCUCAUAAAAUGGCUGCCUUCAAAGCUUUCUGGAAUAGCCCUGUUGGUCCUAAGACAACGCACUUUUGGGGACCUGUUGCAAAUUGGGGAUUUGUGGCUGCUGGUCUGGUAGACAUGCAGAAACCCCCAGAGAUGAUCUCUGCAAAUAUGACGGGAGCGAUGUGUGUUUAUUCAGCAUUGUUCAUGAGGUUUGCCUGGAUGGUACAGCCACGUAACUAUCUCCUUCUAGCUUGUCAUGCUUCCAAUGAGACUGUCCAACUGUAUCAGUUCUCACGGUGGGCAAAGGCUCAAGGGUACUUGUCUGGGGAGAAAAAGGAGAAGGAAUGAUGGAUGAGCCUUAUCAAUCACUAGAGGCUGAUGCACAUUGUUCUAGUUAUCAUUUUUCUUUAGCUUCUCUGAACUCAGUUUAUUUCGUGUAUCAAACGCUUGUGACCACGUCGUCCGAUUGAGGUCAGAAUUCUCAAGUCAUUUUCAGAAUUGAUGUACUGCUAUUCAUGACAUUUUGGUUGGAGAAAUACCAUGUACAGAGCAUAAUGAGAGGACCAACUAUUCUGUCCUUUCAUGAAGCAGAAGUCUACUUCAAAACCAUUUGAUGAAAAACUUGUACUUAAUGUACAACUUUGACAAUCUUCGUAAGCCUCGCUUGAUCUGUUCUUCCUGUCCUGGAGUUUGAUCCAGGGGAUGCGCCAAUCUAGGGCUUUGUAAAGAAUGAUUAGUGGGGUACAAUUUUUUUUUUUAUGGGAACCUGUGUGAAAUAUAUUAAAAUGGAGUAC